This is a messenger RNA of Synchiropus splendidus (mandarinfish), 2521 nucleotides long. Its product is annotated as mRNA decay activator protein ZFP36L1. Gene Ontology annotation, molecular function: mRNA binding; metal ion binding. Bases 91 to 1251 code for a protein of 386 amino acids. The record is from RefSeq and is a predicted model, not a curated record. The transcript is spliced from 2 exons. NCBI's taxonomy places the organism in Eukaryota, Metazoa, Chordata, Actinopteri, Syngnathiformes, Callionymidae.
GGCAACUUUCCUGCUGGAGUGCUGGUCUCUCCUUAGCUCACUGGACCCCCACAACCGUCUCAGCCUAGGACCCGGACCAGCAGCAGAACCAUGCCCUCCGACUUCCUUACGCCGUUUCUGGAGCUGGACGAGGAGAUCUGCAAGGGCUUCCGCAGACUGGACAGGACCGAUGCUCCGUCCUGCAACCUGCAGCAGCAAAGAGUUCUGGGCUUCCAACGCAGGCACUCUCUCUGCCCGGUCACGCUUCCCAACUCCAAGUACAACAGCAGCUCAGACGCCAGCGAGUCAGCUGGCUGGGGCCACAGCGGCACCACCAGCCCUCAGUGGCGGCGGGACACUGAGCUGCCUCGCUCAUCCCUCAGUCACAUCCCAUUCAGGAUGGACCGAUCUGUCAGCAUGAUCGAGGGCGGCGUCCUGGCUGGCCGGGACGACAAGCUUCCGACGGCGCUCAUGCCAGCACCCCCACCAGGCUUUUCCUUCAGCAACUCAUCCCUGUCCAUCAGCACGCCCAGAACCCCAGUGCUGUCCCCACACAUUUCCACACGGUACAAGACCGAACUCUGCCGCACGUUUGAAGAGAGCGGUACCUGCAAAUAUGACGCCAAGUGCCAGUUUGCCCACGGCAUGGACGAACUGCGCGGCCUCAGUAGGCACCCCAAGUACAAGACAGAGCCUUGCCGCACUUUCCACACCAUCGGCUUCUGUCCGUAUGGGGCCCGCUGCCAUUUCAUCCACAAUGCCGAGGAGAUGCUGAGCGCCGAACAGCCCAAACCCAAAUCCAAGCCUCCUCUCCUGCGCCACAGUGUCAGCUUCGCCGGCUUCUCAAACUCCAUGCAGACUUUCCAGCCGGUUGAGGAGCCCUCCUCUCUGCUCUUUACCAGGGCCACCUCGGUUUCCCCUCCACCGUCGUCCACAGGUAGCCCGGAGUUGCUGUCCCCCUUCUUCCCCGAGCCUGGCCCACUGAAGCACUACCCUUUCACUGCCGUCCCUGACCUGACCAGUGACAGCACAGACGCUGCGCUCCGAUUCUACGCCCUCAGUGACACCACAAAUAUCCAGAUGUUUAACCUCUCCCAGAAGCUGCCCGCAAUUGAGACAAGCCUCCAGCGCUGCUCCUCUGCCGACUCCCUCUCCGAGGAAGGCUACACAUCCUCCUGCUCUCUGAGCUCAUCGUCCAGCGGUGCAGAGUCACCAAGCUUAGAGGGUAGACGUCUGCCCAUCUUUAGCCGCCUGUCCAUCUCAGACGAAUAGACGGGUUGAAUUCGACUUGAUGACCUAACGUUGCAGCUCUGCCUGAGCCAACCCGACUCACAUGGGCCCCAAUCGUUACCUUCAUUCAGCCGAAAAUCUUUGUGCAUAUUGCAUUUUCAUCGAUCCAAGCAGUUGUAGCGCUGCUCAGUGUUUGUCCAGUUUUAGCUGACUUUUUUAUUUGCUUAUUUGAAGUGUGCCGCUGUUACUGCUGUAUACUGUUGUAUACCCUUGUUAACAAACUAUUGCCUUAUCUAAGUAGGACGUUCUGGUUAAGAACUUCCUGUUUUUCCACUUUAAACCUGGCAUCAACGUCUGACCACCGACUUGAACUUCCUGCUCGUCUUCACCUCGCAGCACUUGUGUAGUUGUACAUUGGGUGUCAGGCUGCAACUGCCCUCUUGAGCGUUGAGCGUCGAAGCAGCUUCCACUUACUUACUGGCAGACAAUGGAAGCUGUUUUAAUAGCCAGUUUUCAGUGAGCAGUCUCAGACAGUCUCGGGGUGUUUAAAGAGGGCAACAGUUACUGUCACCAACCAACACAUUGUUGGAUUCAUUGGUCACAUGGCCUCCUGAUUGUAUGUCAGAACUGUCUGGCAGUUAGAUAUAGCACACAAAUAGACGACUCACUCGAGUUACCAAAGUUACCCCUCCCAUAACUUGCUAGUAAUGCUAACCCCUAGACUAGCCUUGCAUCAACAGUGUUAUUAAUAGUUUUUUUUAGUUUUAUUAUUUAUUGCUUUUAAUGUUUGUGUCACAAGUCCUGCUUUACCUCCGCUUAUCCACCUGCUUGGUUCACGCCAUCCAGAAGCUUUAAGUAGGCUCGUGGAGAGGAGAGACGCGAGCAGAGUAACAAAACAUUUUGGCAUUCCACGUGCAUGUUGCCUUACUGGCUCAAAGGCCAGGCAGAAUCAGGGCUGGCUCUCUUCUCCGCGACUCCUCUGUCUGUCUGGUCACAGUAAGCUUGUUUAAAUAAGGUUGUGCAAGAGCUGGCAUUAAUGAGUUCAUGUCAAGAGUCAACUGAUUUUUCUUUUUUGUAAAGUCAUAUGCUCAAACGUUUUUUCUAUCAGAGCUGCCUCCAGGACAAUGUGUAGCACGUUAGCUUGCGAGCUAGCUCUUGGCGGCGGGAAAAAUCACUGGCAACCUGUCGUAUCCAGAAACGUGCAUGACGACAAGCUGUUGAAAAAAAUGUUAACUUAAAUUUCUAUUUAUUUUGCUUUUGAAAACAUAUAUAUUGUGAUGUUGUCGUUUGGGUAAUGUAAUUUAUGCGCAUC